This is a messenger RNA of Rasamsonia emersonii CBS 393.64, 1074 nucleotides long. RefSeq lists its product as uncharacterized. The transcript has 2 exons. The record is from RefSeq and is a predicted model, not a curated record. Lineage: Eukaryota; Fungi; Ascomycota; Eurotiomycetes; Eurotiales; Trichocomaceae. The coding region runs from base 1 to 1074 and encodes 357 amino acids.
AUGUCACUGCCACCACAACGCGGCACAGUUGAUCGGACAAGACGCAAAAUCGACAUUGCUCAGGUGUCCUUGAGCUUGCAAGAUCGACUGGGCCUUGCCAAAGUCAAGUAUGAGAACGGCCGUCUGCGUUUAGAUUCGAAAGACCAUGACCAGCAGGAUGACAAGCUGGGUGCGCUGGGAUCUGAUAAACCGUCCGACUCGUCUUCCGAGCUGGCCUACAGCCGCUACGAAACGCCUUUGACGUCCUCCCCAACCCGAAAUGCAACUUUCUCAAAUGAGUUGCCCAGGUCGGCGAGAAACAAGCAUGCUGCAACAUUCGAUCCGGGUGUGAUGCAGCCCAUGCUCAAUGCGAGCCGCAAGCGUGUUCGAUCGAACUCCAUAACUGAACGUCCAGCCAAGGCACCCCGGCUUUCGUGGAAGAGUUCUCAUCGGUUGCCAGAGUCCUCACCUGGUUUUGACCGACCAGUUCAAAUCUAUUCGAACCAUCCUCCGUCCUUUGACGUCCCGACAUCCUCAACCCCUGCCUUCAAUAGCAACUCGGAUGAGGACAACGAUCCCGAUCUCCCAGCUCAUAGCUUCCAGAACGUCAGUUCGUCCAUGGUCAGCUCCUCUCCUCCUCGAACUCCGCCUCUCCGUCCUGCUCGCCUGCCAAGAAACGACAAAUACCAGGAGAACGAAGAUGGAGCAGACCUUCUCCUGUACUUAGCCAACUCCCCUACCCCGGCCAGAGUCAAUAACAAGGCACAAUCGCGAGACCUCCCUCCAUCAACACCUCCUAGCCAGUACGCGGCCUUACCAUCUUUGACCCCUACACCCAGUGGCGGGGUGUUUGCCAACUUUGGCACUCCCAACCAGCAGUUCAACUUUGCCGAUUUUGUCAACGUCACUCCGAGCCCAGCACAACGGCCCCGGGGUGGGCGCACUCCCGGUAGUCUCUCCAAAACCCCUCUUUCCAAGGGAGCAAGAAGAGGUCUGAAUUUCGACAAUCUUGUUCCCCCUGACGCUGACAGUCCCAACGGACGCAGCAAGGACUCCGGCUUGACGUUGCAACUCGGUGAAGAAUUGAGACCAUGA